Trichomonas vaginalis G3 is the source of this 2202-nucleotide messenger RNA. RefSeq names its product ankyrin repeat domain-containing protein 61 family. The transcript has a single exon. Gene Ontology annotation, molecular function: protein binding. Bases 1 to 2202 code for a protein of 733 amino acids. The record is from RefSeq and is a predicted model, not a curated record. NCBI's taxonomy places the organism in Eukaryota, Parabasalia, Trichomonadida, Trichomonadidae.
AUGAGUGGAAUGAAUUCUUUUACUAGUUUAUCACGAGAUUCGAGUUCGACUGAUGACUUCAGUCUUAAUCCUCUGAAAGUUGUUAUUUCUGGCGCAACAGCAAAAACAUCUGAAUCGAAGUCUUCAGAAAACAGCUCAUCUGAUAAUUUAAAUUCUUCAAAACGUAGUAUAAAGCAAUGUUAUUCGAGUCAAAUCAUUAUUACUGCUGAUGUUCCUAACGAUUUAUUAAAUAAUUUAAGGAUGACUACAAAUUCAACUUCAAGACGCGGAGUUCAUAGUGCAUCACCUACACCAGAGAUGAUAAGCAAAUCAACGCUUCAAAACGGUUCAGAUAAGAAUGAAUCAAAUUUCCAAAUCCCAGAUCAUUCAUAUCCUAAAUCUGUUGGCUUGGUCAACAUUGGUAAUCACGGCCUUGGAAAUUCUGUUGUACCCAUCAUACCUCCUCCAAUCGGUCCGACUGCGCCUCCAAAUAUGUUAGAGAUACCAUCAAUGUCCCCAAAAGGAGAUCAAUCUACAGCAAAUUCUUCAUUUUCACAACAGAUGAAUGCCAGUAAAUCAUCCAAUUUUAACGACUCCGAUGAAAGCAACUCACAAGCAUUUGCUGUUGUUAUGGCGAACCCCGACUUGUUGUAUCCUCGUAAAAACUCUUUGCCUUCAAUCCAAACUAAAAAUAUGAAUUCAGAUUUAACGAGAAUGAACUCCGUUCCGGUUAUUCCGACUGUUGGUCCACAACAGAACCCUCCAAGACCGCCGUCCAAUCCUAACAAACUUCACAUUCCGAAAAUUCCAGGAAGAACUCGAGAACUCUCAUUUAAAGACUCAAUCGAUAACAGACUUUCAUUACCUACAGCUCCUCCGCAAAUUCCAAUACCUGACGAUUCAAAUUGUUCAAUUCCAAAAAUUCCGACUUUGCCAAAGAUCGAUGACGCUAAUUCUAUUACAAACCUUUACUCUCUCCCUGUUGUCUGCAACUUUAACGACAAUAAAAAUGGAGCUUCUUUCAAUUUCAGCCAAAAACAAACUCCGACAACUUUCGAUUACGAUUUAGGUUCAUCUCCACCAAAAAUUCCGACUAUACCAUCGCUUACUAUUAUACCUCCGAAAGGAUCUGGUUCAAAAGUCCCACAAAUUCCAUCAUUACCAAUAUUACCUCCAAGAGCUAGUGAACCUGGCAUUGCAUCACUACCCAUUGGUCCUUCUGUCCCAUCGUUACCAAAUAUCCCUACUUUGACCCCAAUUGACGAUAAAUCCGUGUCAGGAAUCCCACAACUUCCAACAAUUGGCAGUCAAGGAAUUAAUUCGGAGAUGCUAUUCAGAAGUGCUGUAUACAGUUCGAAUUCAACUCGUGAUUACGAUCUUACUGCAGAAAAACUUCAAAUUAUUCCUCCUUCUGAUGCAGUAAUUCUUCCUUCACCGGAUCCAGUUGUUGAUUAUCCAUUAUUCCCCAGCACUCCACCGCCAGGAAGCGAGCCAGAACCAACAAAUAUUUUAUUAUCUUCAUCAUUCGACCAAUUUGUUGGAUCUUCAUGCAAGAUGCAUCGCCGUACAUGGAAUGUCUUUGCUGAUCGCAGCCGUCCAAUUUCCAGGAACGCUCAGCAACUUCAAGUUCCAUCUCUCGCAAAUGUUCAACAGCAAACAUACAUGUCAUACAAUCCAUCAACGCAAUACCAAGCCCAACAAUACCAGCAACAAGCACAACCCCAACAACAGCAAAGUUACGAAAAUGUUCCACAAUUAUUACUAAAUUCCAUCGGAAAUCCAGCACAAUUCUCACAAGUUGCUAAUGCAAACAUCGAUUACGUCAGACAAGUCUCUACAGAGCUCAUCAGUCAGCUCGCAAAAGCAAGAGACCACGCAUCCUUCCAAAUUCUCAUGCAAAUGAACGUUGACCCCAGCAGAAGAGAUGCGGCUGGAGUAACACCUCUGCACUACACUUGUUUUUACGGAAUGAGUGAAAUGGUCGCUGAAUUAUUAGAUAAAGGUGCGAAACCUGACGAAAAAGACAGCAACGGUGCAAGACCAAUUGAUUACGCUAUUUCUAAUAAUUUUGUGGAUAUAGGAUUCGUUUUUGCUGAAAGAGGAAUCAUGUUGAAUAUUGCUCAGGCUCCCGGUUACUAUAAGAUGGUUUUUGACAAAGCACAGAUGAGUGGAAAUAUGUUAGUUAUGGACCAUCUCGUUCAAUGUGGUUAUCGGCCACAAUAA